AUUUCCAAUUAGAGCAUUGUAGAAAAGAUAUUACAAGGAAAUGAAGGAGGAGUUAGAGAAGAAUCCCCAAUCGACAAUAUCAUCUUCCCAAGUAUUUUUUAUCCAUGUUUGCUGCGGACUAGCCUUGGCCGCUGGGUUUUGGGUGGCCCACCAUGUCUAUUCCCUCAAUCUCGUCUUUGAUCCUACAAAAACUCUUUGUUUGAUCUGGGCUAUUGAAUUCCCAGUUGUUAUCCUUCUUUUCAGUUGCUGUAGACAGAAACCGGAGAAAUGCUCGUAUUUCACAGCUAUUGCCCGAGGUCUGCUGGGACUUCCUGUUGGGGCUCUAUUAAAUGCGCUUGGAGCAUUAGCUUUGGGUGCACCCGUCGGCUUGCAAUACUUAGAAAAGACAGUUAACUGGUCUCUUCUGAUGUCUUCAUUCACUUUUGUGCCCACAGCUUGUGUUUAUGGUUCAAGUUGGACAGAUUGGCAUCGCAUAUUUGCAUGUACAAAGCCAAAUGGACCUUUGGAAUUUAUGCUUUGUCUACCAGCACAUGGAGCUGUAAUUGGAGCUUGGUUUGGUGCUUGGCCUAUGCCACUUGAUUGGGAACGCCCUUGGCAGGAUUGGCCAAUCUGUGUGAGUUAUGGAGCAAUGGCUGGUUAUGUGGUUGGGAUGGUGGGAUCCUUUGGUCUUGCACUAAAAAUGCAUGCUGGACGAAAGCAACUCAAAGCAGAGUAGAUGGUACUCUUUUUCCGUUUCAGUUUCCCCUUUGCUGAGUUAUGAAGCAAUGACUGGUAUAGUUGUUUUGUCCGAUUUUGCGAUUAUAUAGAUAUAUAUUCUCUUUAAGUUGCUGAAAAAUAUACUAAAUCAGUUUAUUCUUUAUUGGAUAAUAUCAAUUUAACUUACAA
This is a messenger RNA of Gossypium raimondii (Peruvian cotton), 885 nucleotides long. RefSeq lists its product as uncharacterized. Gene Ontology annotation, cellular component: endoplasmic reticulum membrane. NCBI's taxonomy places the organism in Eukaryota, Viridiplantae, Streptophyta, Magnoliopsida, Malvales, Malvaceae. The record is from RefSeq and is a predicted model, not a curated record. Bases 41 to 715 code for a protein of 224 amino acids. The transcript is spliced from 8 exons. Gene Ontology annotation, biological process: GPI anchor biosynthetic process.